Messenger RNA from Mytilinidion resinicola, 1127 nucleotides. RefSeq names its product proteasome subunit alpha type-5. Gene Ontology annotation, cellular component: proteasome core complex, alpha-subunit complex; nucleus; proteasome core complex. The coding region runs from base 165 to 902 and encodes 245 amino acids. The transcript is spliced from 6 exons. The record is from RefSeq and is a predicted model, not a curated record. Lineage: Eukaryota; Fungi; Ascomycota; Dothideomycetes; Mytilinidiales; Mytilinidiaceae. Gene Ontology annotation, biological process: proteasome-mediated ubiquitin-dependent protein catabolic process.
AGCUCAAGCUCGACGACAACACCGCUCACCAUCCCGCUUGCUGCUCCAAAGACACCACCCAUCCAACUGCUUCACCUCUCUGACUUGUCGACUCCCCUUCAUCCUCUCCUGCUGGGCCUUCGACAUCUUCAAGCAGUCCACCAUUUCGUGAAUAGACAGGCAUCAUGUUCAUAGCUCGGAGCGAAUAUGAUCGUGGCAUCAACACCUUCUCCCCCGAAGGCCGCCUCUUCCAAGUCGAAUACUCCCUCGAAGCCAUCAAACUUGGCUCCACAGCAAUAGGUGUCGCAACCGGCGAGGGUGUGAUCCUCGGCGUCGAAAAGCGCGUAACCUCCACUCUCCUCGAAACCUCCUCCGUCGAAAAGAUUGUCGAGAUCGACAGCCACAUCGGGUGCGCCAUGUCCGGGCUGCAGGCCGACGCUCGCUCCAUGGUCGAGCACGCCCGCGUCGAGUCGCAGAACCACGCCUUCCACUACAACGAGCCGCUGCGGGUUGAGAGCUGCACGCAGGCGAUAUGCGAUCUAGCGCUGCGGUUUGGUGAGGGCGCUGAGGGUGAGGAGAGCAUCAUGAGUAGACCUUUCGGCGUGGCGUUGCUUAUUGCGGGAUACGAUGAGGAUGGACCAUCGCUAUAUCACGCGGAACCCUCCGGCACAUUCUACCGCUACGAUGCCAAGGCUAUAGGAUCUGGCUCCGAAGGUGCUCAGGCCGAGCUCCAGAACGAGUUCCACAAGUCCCUCUCGCUCGAGGAGGCCGAGGUGCUGGUGCUCAAGACACUGAAGCAGGUUAUGGAAGAGAAGCUGGACUCGAAGAACGUGCAGCUAGCGAGCGUUACCAAGGCGAAGGGCUUCAGGAUCUACACGGAUGAAGAGAUGGCUGAGGUCGUGGGCAGAUUACCGACGAAUUAGUCGGAAUGAGAUCGCAGUCCUGUAGCAUAGCGAACAUAGAGCUUUUGGCCUGGUUCAUGAGGCGAAUUCAGAUUCACAGGUGAUAAGGUUUCAAACAAGACAGUUCCAUAUUUGAUUUUGUUAUUACUUUGAAUCCCCGCACAUCGAAAAUGUUCAUGAACUUGCCUGUAAGUUCUAAUCCCUCUCGUGUAUACUGACGAGAUCAUUAGUGCUCGGCCUACGGCU